AGCCGCGCUCGAGCCGAGCUUGCGUCGCCACCGUGAGCGGGGAGUUCGCGUCGCUUCUCCCUACCACCCCCUACCUCCCCCCGCGUCGUUACCAAGCUGCGCGCCGCGAUGGAGCCGCGAUGUCGGAUCCGCGGCUCUUGUCUCUCUCUCUCGAAGCAGCAGCAGCAGCAGCAUCAUCAUCAUCCAUCUCGUCGCUCCCGGAUUGUUCUCUGUAACGAGUUUCAAUUAAAAGUCCGGGGUAAAGUUUGGUCGAUAUCGUGGUGUGUGUGUACAGAGAGUCGUGUGUGACGUCGUCACCAGGUCGCCAAAAUGACGCACCAUGAGCCGAACUUUACCAAAAGUGGCGGCGUCUCCGUCCUCUUCGGACGAGGAUGAUGAUGAGGAGAGGGCACUCGCCUCGUGUGAGCACCACAACCAGAGAGAGAGAGACACCGCCACGAACAUCGCCUGCCACUCGUCCGCCGUGUUUAUAGCGACUGCUGCUGCUGCUGACCGAGUCUGUGUCGUCUUACUGCGCGUGUUGUUAUUGUGGUGUUUGUUGGCACAGGUGGCGAAUCUGCCAAUAAUCUCGGUCAACUCCUAAAAAGUCUGGGUUAUGUCCUAUGUCCCUACCAGCAGAGAACCUUCCCACACUUCCACGUGAUGGCCUCAAGGUGCACCUAGCCUGGCACAAACUCUGUGGUGACGUUUGUUGUGUAAUCUCGCUUGUCACUGGAUUAUACUUUGCGGUUGGGCUUUGCUUGAGUCAUCAUACCCGCCCUUCUCUCUCUACAAUGAUACACCACGUCCUAUAAGCGGCGUAGGGUCUAUAGGUGUUCACCGCCUCGCAAAGUUUCCGAGACGAGGGGACACGGAGUCCCGACCUAGACGCAGUGGACACCGCGGUCCAGCCAUGUGCGUGAUGGGGUUGCAGACUUUUGAAGUCUUGUCAUCACGUCCCCAACACCACACAACAUCGUCUACCCCCCACACCCCACACCACCACCACCCACCCCCCAGACAGGGUUGUGCAAGCCGGUGAGGUGGCGCGGUGCACAUCGAUAGCCCGGGCUGGCAAACCCCACGCAACAAUUGACUCCGUAGACCCAUGGGUGGAAAAAAAAUCUGAUUUUUCCAGCGGCAGGCAUCGGGUUUUUUUAUUUAAUACAAUUAAACCCGAUUUCGGGGAAUUUAAACCUGGUUUAAUGAAUAUGAAACUCUUGAUAAGCUUAGGCUGCUUCCUCGUCGGUGCUGCUAUCGUACUCGGGGGGCCGUCGGGCACGGGGUAGUCGUAGAAUGCGGCGGGCAGGUUGGUCUUGAUGAACACGAGGAGCUUCUCCUCCACAAUCGUGGGCGCCAGUGAGUUCCUUAGCUUGGAAUGGAUGAAGCCCAUCAUCGUUGAGAAGUUGGCGAAGUGCGGUUCUGCAAUUAGAACCAAUUAAACCGGAUUUCUCCCAAUCGCAGAUGAUCGGGUUUAAUAUAAAAACACAAUUAAACCCGAUUGUAAAAAACCCGACUGUGCCACCCUUGCGUAGAACAGAGUGGUCCUUUGUUAAUCCACUGCUGGCUGAAAGCGUCCCCACGCAUAUGUCAUGAAACCUAAUACUCACACAAUGCGAGUAUACAUCUGAGCAAUGGCGUGGCCAAACUUGGACGCGCCUUUUAUAACGCACAAGUAGUUUCCAAUCGGUGAUGGUGCGUGCACAUGCCAGGAGGCUGUGCGCAUCACUGGCGAUGAGAAGAAUCGGGAUGGUAUGGGGGGGGGGGCGUGCAGUCUCCUCCGGUGAACGUGUGGCAUUGGUGGCCGUGUGGGCACCCCACACAGAGGAGUGUUGAUUUCCGCACCCACACGCGGCGUUUAUGGAAACUCUUCCGAUCGGUGGGGGCCCAAUUUCGCGAGUGGCGCCACACAGCGGAGAAGGGGCUGCUCGCCGUGAAACCACAAAGGUUAGUUAAACAAAACCCAACUCGUUGCUGCGGUUGUGUUUACACGUACAGCAAGCAGCCCUUCGGAACCUGUCCCAUAACUAUCAACCCAUACGAUUUACCCGUGUUCUUGUACAGGAAAUUUGAGUGUUUAGGGCCAUACGGCGUACGGCCGUUUCAAUACGGGCAGAAAAAUUGUCUAUUUGUUUGUGUUUCUCCCUUGUGAUGGGACUUUGUAGGAUGAAUGUUGAGAUGUAUAAGGGCGCGCGAUGACCAAUAAGGUUUGAAUUGGUCUAAUAAGGUAGGGCACGGAUAAGGGUUUGACAGGUAUGCAGUGUUCACUGCUGGAUCGGUGAACUUGUUGGGGUUAUUCGUACCUCGCUGGUAAAGAGCCCAUGGGUAGCGCAUAUUGAUAGGUACAUUACAAUGGAUGAUGCUUUCACUACCCUCUUAUGCCCAUAACGCGGCACCAUCCCUGUGGAAACCUUGCGAACGUUCAUCAUGGUGGUGGUGGCCUGUCGACGUACUCUCCAGGCUGCAAACUUGCUUAGCUUUCGAUGUGUGAUGAUAUCGGGCGCAUUUCUGGGGAUCUGUGUUUGGUUGUACGGAAUUCAUAUUAACAUCGCGUUUGAUUUCAACAUGUAACUAUUUGCACGACGGUGUUAAGUGGUUUAAAGUGACAGGUCUGUGAAUUACUUUUAGUUUGGAGAUCGUCAAUGCGUGCCUGUGGUGACACGAUACUUUAAAUGGCUUUUAAGUGGACUCUGAGGCCGUCAGUGGCGUCACUAACGUCGUACUGUUUGACCUCCCCCAUUGAAGAGCACACGACAAAGUUUAAAGCCUCGUCUUCUUCCUCCGGUGUGUUUUGUCUUCCUUCCGGCAUGCCGCCGGACGUUUCCCGAAGAAGCCGGGAACUUAUUGAGGAACUCACGGCAAUUCUCAGUUCGUGAAGAAGCUGAAGGAUUUCGAGCAUUGGCCAUGGUCUACCCACUGCUGGAUGAGGACCGCCUCCCCAAGCCGCCGCCAUCUUUCAUGGUCUUGUGAUACAACAAUCCAUCCAGCACCUGCACAGAAGCUGAUUUCAUUGCUGCGUCUCCAUGGCCUGGGUGGGCCACUGGGCCUGCCCAAUAUGGACGUGUCACCAGGGGACGUGGCUCCAGUGAGUCCUGCCUGCAGCCUGGGGGAAUCUGUGUGCACAGAAUCUCUUGGAUCAGAUUCUGUCUCCUUCUCUACCCCAGUUGAUUCGCCAUGUAAACCCAGUCAGGGGGUAGACCUGGAUGCUGGUGAUGGUGAAAUAAGCAGCAAUGGCUUGGGCCCAAAUGCAGUUGCAGUUGGGCAGGAGGGGUCAGGAUUUGGUCUAAAAAGAACAUGUCUCAUGGAGGAGGGAGCUGCUAAUGGACUGGGCUCAGUGCUGCUUCCAAUCGAGUGUCGGGUUUGUGGGGACCGGGCCUCGGGCUUCCAUUACGGAGUGCACGCCUGUGAGGGAUGCAAGGGUUUUUUCCGAAGAACAAUUAGGAUGAAGCUGGAGUAUGAGAAGUGUGACCAACGCUGCAAAAUCCAGAAGAAGAGUCGCAACAAGUGUCAGCACUGCCGCUUUCAGAAGUGCCUGGGUGUCGGAAUGUCGCAUGAAGCAAUCCGAUUUGGGCGCAUGCCUCAGGCAGAAAAGAAGCGUCUGAUUGCUGAGGUGUGCGGGGGCAGCCUACGCCCAGACCUUACCGCAGGCUCCGCGACGAAAACCACCGCUGCGACAAGUGUGUCUGUGUGCGGAGGCUGCCAAGGUGGGAGCAGCGUGGCGGGCGAGGGGAUGGGGAUGGCUGUGAGCGACCUCCGUUCUCUGGCUCGCCUCGUACAAGAGGCCUACCUCCGCAUAUUCCCACUGUCCAAGGCCAAGGCUCAGGCGAUUUUAGCUGGAAAAGUACAAAAUAACGCUGUGGUGAUUCAUGACCACGAGUCUCUGGCUCAGGCUGAAGACACAAUCCUCCAGAAGUCGGGUUACGGCACAAUCCACAAUCACGGCAGCAUCGGUGUGAAUAUUGCGAGUGUGGGCGGAGGUUGCGGCGGCGCCUGUGGAGGGACGAUCUGCGAUGGAAGAGGGGGCCCCUGCGACAGCACCACACGCGGGCGAGUGCUGGGCACGGACUGCGUGUUCAUCACCGCCAAUGGCGUCACCGAUACCGAACUCGCAGCCGACGCGGAAGGCAAUAUGUCUGGUGACCAGGAGGUUACUCCUCCAAGAGGAGCGGCGGAGAUCAGGAUUUUUAACCGCUGUCAUUACCGGUUGGUGGAGGCUGUCCGAGAGGUGACGGAGUUUGCCAAGAGCAUCCCCGGUUUCAUGAUCCUUGAUCUAAAUGACCAAGUCACUCUACUCAAGUACGGUGUGUACGAGGUGAUAUUCGCGAUGUUGGCGGCCCAGAUCAACAAGGACGGACUUCUGAUCGCUUACGGCUCGGCGUUCAUCACGCGUGAAUUCCUGCGCUCCCUCCGCUCCCCCUUCUGUCAAAUCAUGGAGCCCAAGUUUGAGUUCUCCAUACGUUUCAACGCACUGUCACUCGACGAUACGGACCUCGCCCUGUACAUGGCCGCCAUCAUUUUGUGUGGAGACCGCCCUGGCCUGAUCAAUGUGAAUCCGGUGGAGCGCAUCCAGGACCGCAUCUUACAGGCACUGGACCUUCAGCUGAGGAAAACGCACCCCGAGAGCCCCUUCCUAUUCCCCAAACUCCUGCAGAAACUCUCGGACCUUCGGCAACUGGUAACGGAGCACGCGCAAAUGGUGCACAAUAUCCGCAAAACCGAAGCGGACACUGCCUUGCCGCCCCUUCUGCAAGAAAUAUUUAAGGACAUGUAUUGAAGAAAUCAUGUUCCGUGGUGAAAUCGCAAAAAGGGACACUUUGAAACGUGUGGGCCAAGAGGAUAACCUGAUGAACGGCUGAAUGGGAAGUGCCUGAUAGGCUGUAUGACAGUAGUUUUAGCAUUACCCCAACAUUCAGAAACUUGAGUAAAAACUCGCUUAUGGCUGGGUACAAAUCUGAUGAAGGCGAAACGUCCUUUUGAAAGGUACACCCGAGGGUGCUGUGCGUCGCUGGAUCUGCUGUCAGCAUUGUCCGCAGUCAUGAGCCCAACUCCAUUCUUUACAAACCUUCCUUCGUGACCAUGUUCGUACUUGCCAUGUUUUUUUCAAAUGGAGAUGUCGUGUCAUUAAUCACACAAUUACAUUGCAUCUGUCAGCUAAUUAGGUCACACGGAACAUUUGGUGUUCAUGUUUUGCUAAGAACGGGCAUCACUAUUGUCACGUGAUCAGCCAGGUCACUGUGUGAUGGGUGGAGUUGCAUGUGCGCCAGACUAGCUCUCACCUGUGAGACACUCCGUAGGGAUGGGUUGUCUUUAUCUUGCAGCAGGCCACCAUAAUGGUUUCCACCAGGUAGGGCAGUUUUGUAAAGUGAAGCAGAAACAUGGAAUGUAUCUAAAAACUGAAAAUAGACAAUGCAGGGCACACUCAUGCCUAUGCCCUCGCGCAUUCUCAAACUCAGACACUUUGAAAUGAGGUUGCCUCAGUCAUCGUUAGGCACCCAGGCUGCUUGGAUUAAAGCCUACCGAAUAUGGAAAAUCCUGACUAUCCGCCAAUAUAAUUGGGAUUACACUCUGGUUUCACACACUUGUGAUUUUACUCUGCCCUUUGUUAUAUUUUCUGGUUUUGAAGAUCAGCAUGGAGCCUGAGGGCCCAUGACUCCCCAACAACCAGAACCCAUACACCACAAAACUCCCACUUGUUCAUAAGAGGUUUUUUGGGUUAGAUUGGGUAAAUAUAUAAAUGUGUCGUUAAAACCUGCCACCACCCGACACAGCCAACUAGUAAGGGUUGUCACGUAAACAGAACGUGCCAAUUCGUCACUAGUACAGCACACUGGUGUGUUGAAGAGCCAAGCCACAACAUUUACAAACAGAGUACGACGUUUCGCCAGUAAUUACAACUCGCGCAAAGUUUGGCAGUGGGCUGUUGAGUCGACUGUGUGUCCUUACUGCUGUGGCUACUGCUGGCAGUGCAGCUCGCCACCACCGUGCUGUUGCUGAUAUCUCCUUUGCCUUCUCUGUGUUGAGGUCGCCUUUUAUACACAGCCUUUAGCCAUUCCUCGGCAAUGCAAGAGCAGCCCCACUCUCAGCCAUUUUACCUGGCUGCCUACCUAAUUGCUCCAAAUCAGUUCUCUGCACACGGUUUCAGACAAUCAGCAGCUUGAUUUCAAAAGCAUGCAAAAUUUACCAAUGGUAAGAAAGUAAUUCAUCACCUGCUGUGGAGAGGAGUCCUUCCCGCUCCACACGUACUUGUCCCACCAGUUAGGAACAAGGUGAUCACUAUACCACUGUGAGUCGUAAUUCACUUCGCCACCUGUCCAAGUUAAGCCAAUCCAAGCCCAGUCACACCGAACUAACUGCCGUGCAUCAUGGGUCUCGUAACCGAUGGGCGCUCUUGCCUUGACUGCAUCCUAAGAUAUCAUCCCAUCGUCCGCAUGGUCGAGUGACUGUACUCUUGAGUAGUGGCUGCACCACGUCAGUGUAGUCAAUUUGAGCCAGUUACCCACCAUUCUGGUUUCUAUUAUCACCUGUUACGCAACAAUGCGUCUUGCUGUGAUAUGCGAGUCAUUGAUCCUCUUUGAAUUAGUGUGUAGUUGUUAUGUCAUUUAGGUUAUUUCAAGCAAAAAAGUUAUUCAGAUUUCUGCCCAAUAUAAAUUCAAACAAUAAGGUUAAAGAAAAAUAUUUGUGACAUAUCAGCAGUUAGCUGUUUUUAUUCAUGAAAUGAAUAUAAUUCAGCUCGCAGUGGUGUAGACACUGUCGGCUUACCUGCAAUAAUGUGGCCCGCAAUUUUCAAGCAGUAUAGUGUAUUUGACGUUCGAGAUUAUCUUUAAACAAAAAUAUGACGUUCUCAAAGCAUUAUGAAAAUACUUUUCUUACCAAUGACAGAACUGAAAACAUAGUCAUGGGUAGGACUUUUGUAAUAGCAUUUUGGAGUUAAGUGCAGUUAGUGUAAAUCAUAAUCUAAAUGCAUAAGGCUUGGGUGUGUGGUGUUCUUCUUGCACUUUCCUUUAUUGCACGGUUUAGUCAUCGGCAGGGUCGGUACAGAUUGGUUUGAGUGCUGUUUGAUGACGCAUAAUUUUUUAAGCAGUUAAAGUAACGCAACAAAAACGGCAAUUGAUUAUUGCAACGAAUACAUGUAGUAAUGUCUACUUGUUGUGAACAUACGUAAUUGUAUUGUGCCGUGGAACUUCAUUGUUGCCAUUUAAACUAUAUGGGUAAUACAUUCAAAUGUUGUACACUUUAUUGUUUAAAGGAAGGGAAAACCUAAAAAACAAGUGCACAAUCUUUUUCCUCAUCACAAUCGUGAUAUCCGUCCAUGCGGCAAAACAGAUGAAUUUGCUGCAAUGUAAAACUGUUUGGCAGCACGUGUCCCAGCUUCCGGCUGAGCGGACCCAGGCCCCUAUGAUGGCUCCGCCAGUGCAGUGGGCGCUGUCCUCUGGGGGAACCCCUCACGGCUCGACAUAGUGACUGGACGUCUGUAAAAAAGAGCUUUGUAGUUCAUCGGAUUCCUCCAAUCGAAAUGAUGAUUCUGAGGGGGCAACUUUGCCUUCGCAGCUCUUGGGUACAAAUGACAACUGAAGACGAGCAUUUGAAUUUAUAUCUGACAUUUUUUUUUUAUUUUCACUCAAAUACUUAUCCAUUAACGUGAAUUGUUCUUGCCUGGGUAAGAAAGUACUACGUUCAAAAUGGGGGGUUCCCUCACAUGCUGGGAUUUAACUCAGGAAAAUGCACUUUUCUCAUUGACAACACUGUGAACCUGUCAUACAACCCAAAGUAAUAGUCCAUGUGUGGUGAUUAUACACAUUGUGUACUUGUUCCUUUAGGGUGUCCCUUUAUACAAAGAGUUCCACUGUCUCGAUUCUGAUCCUUCGAAUAUUUAAGGGUAAUGCCCUAAUUACAAUACCUGGUCUUUGAUAUCAAAUAUUUUAUAUCAAGUAAAUGAGGGGAGAGGAACAGUAACGUGGCGUAUAAUUGUGGUAUCAAAUAAACUUUUAACUCUGCAAUGACCCUGGUGUAAUCAUAAAAAAUACUGGAGGGGCACGAUAUUGCCCUCGUGGCAAGGUGGCUUCAGCAAUUAAAAUAAUAGAACGUUACCCCACUCUGAUGUUGGUGAGCCACCGUGUUAAGGUUCUACGACUUGCAGGCGCGGCAGGUCAUGACGUUCGCAGGGUUUGGUUUGAGCUUGCUGUGUGAUCGCAGGGUGGUGUUGGGCUGGUGGAACACUCCACAGCGGGUUGCGCACUCCACAGCUGCUGCCGCUACAGCUGCUGCUGCUGCCGCCGACUCGUCAGUAGAUUGUUGUGGCUGCCAAUGUUUUUACGGUAUUACUUGUGUCCAUACUUGGAGGUUAAAAUAGUAGUCAUUUCACGGUCCUUUAGGUGUCUGUAGUCAGUAAGAUUUGUCAAAUAUUAGACAAAAAACACGUGAAGCGCAGUAAUUUUAGCGGUGUCAAGUUUUACUCUCUGCUCCAAAAAGGUUACAUUUUAUUACAAACAUUUGUGUAUGUUGGCAUAUCUAAUGGCCCUGCUUGAUGCGUGCGGAUAUUGGUGGUGGUGGUGGUAUUUUCAUUACGUGAAUUUUAAAAUGUGUUUAUUUGUAUGAAAGUUGUAGAAAAUAUUAAAACAAUGUUCUCAGGAGUAAUGAUAAUUUUAGAAUUUUUAGGGGUGAACAGUUGAGGGAUAUUUCUGAAGGCUGCUUUUUACGCCCAUACGUGUGUUUUAGGUUUGUGCAUCUGUGUGUGUGUAUUUGACAGUGUGCUUGUGCCUUAGUGUUUCUGUCCGUGGUGGCGUACCCCCGUAUCCAUACACCUGUGUGUCGAUAUGUAAUGUCAGCACAGCUAGAGCCAAAACGUGCCACGACCACACUGUUUUAGUGGUGUGAGCUUAAAGCGUGUGGUAAUACACUGUUUAUUUCACUCGUAGGUCGUAGGAGAUGGUCAGAGUAGGGUUUAUGUAAAUGUUUGAGCAUUUAAAAUAUAAAGCAACUUUAUUGGUUCAUAAUUGGUUUCUUCAGGGUUAAAUCGUGUAUGUAUAUUGUCAAUUUACAACAAUAACCCUCCACUACCCCGACAAAGCCAAUUAAAUCAUGCCACAUGGGGGCACAUGUAGCCAAUUUUUUGGUUUUAUCAGCAAACCAGAGGAGAAAUGUUGAAAAGCAAGAAGACAUUUUGAUGAUUGCCAAAAACAAAUGUUUAUUGCUUUUCAACAAUCCUUCAGUUUGUUUAAAGAAUCCUUCAGUUUGUUGAUAAACCAAAUCACGUAUCGUGUUUGUCCAUGACGUGACAACUUGAUUUGAUGGGCUCUAUCAGGCGGAGGAUGGUUAUAGUUGUAAAUUGACAUGCUACCUACGUGACAAUCUGACCCAAAAUAAACUAAUGAUGAAUCACAAUAUUGGUUAUGAAAGCCUAUGUAUAAACAUAUACUUUAUUUGGUGUUGAAAUUCAUACUAAUGGGCUGCACUGUUUCUUGAACAUUGUAGACAAGUACUACCCAAUCGUGUUGGUGAGUAACCAAAGUUACCAUUCAUGUCUAAUAAUGCCGAUACAUUUUUUUUAUUCUCAACAGUACCGUUGCCUGUAUAUAUCUUAAUAGCAAUCUGUUUUCAAACCCUUUACGAGUAACACCUUUCAGGAUAGAUGUAGGGUGCCAGUCACCUCACGCUUGUGUGCACCUAAACAGCUGCUUUGAUGGAAAACAAGUGGCCGAAGGCCAUCUCAUUAGAGUUUCAACCAAAACCAAGUCCAGUACUGCUAGUGACUUCAAGGGUGGUGUGGUGGCGAGCUGCCACAUUUCACUCAGUCUGUGUCAAGUCCGAUCAGCCGUGAAGCUGUUGGGAAGAUGUGCACGAGAGUGACGAGGCCACGCAAGGGUGACACGACCCCAGCAUAUUCACCUCCACAGGCCUAAGCCUGUCCACACUGCCCCAGCCAACCAAGGGUUUUUUUUUUACCCUUCUGUGCUUUUUCUGAUUCGCUCCACUGGUUAUGGAGUCCCCAACCUGGGCCACCUGGGUGCGCAAGAGGUGGCAAUGUGGUCUGAGAUCACUCCUGGCUGCAACCAUCAAACACUUCCGACAAUGAAUAGGCUGCCCUAUCUUUCCAACGUGAAUGUAAAAUGUGACUGAGAUUAACUGUUUUUGGCUCAGUGUCUUAGAAGAGAGAGAAUUGAUGUCCAUGAGGUACUGAAACAUCUGUCUCCAUAUCUCGGUGAAGAUUCAAUUCCAAAAACAUUAAAAACUGCUUAAGGGAAUGUAUCAACUUCCAAUUAUUGUGCAUGGGUUAUUAUUUUUUUUUAUAACAUAUCAGUCAUUUUUCAGUCUUGAAGCUAGAAGGCUGCCACACUGUCGAUUAUGGGGAAUUAUUUGACUAUUUUACCAUGCUGGUCAUUACGAGUUGGUGACGUGGGCACGCUAGGACUGAUUCGGAUGUCACCGUUAAUAUUAGUUGAGGCUGGUUUAUCGUGCACUAAACACUGCACCAUCGCCCUAAAUCUGCUGCUCUUUAUUUGUACAUCGUUGUUUCAGUGGAGAGUGGUAGUGUAGCGCAUAGCACACUUUGAUAUGGAUCUGGUGACCUGGGUGUGAUUCCGAGCCUUGCCUUACAUCUGUGGUGAGUGAUAUCUGAACUGGUUCUGGUCCUUUACCAAUGCACACCGAACAGUUCGGUGCAUUUUGGUAGUACAUGGAUUGGUAAAUGACUAUUCAUUCAGUGUUAUAUCCCAUUGUGUUGUUAACCAUAUCUCCUGCCAUCCUCUGUUUCCAUAGCCAGCAAUAGCUGUACCAGAAUCACGUGAUCCUAUGAAGAUGAUUGUGACGCGUAUAGUUUUAAAUUGAGGAGGGUUUUUUUAUCGUAAAGAGUGAUUGUGUACAAAAGCAAUACAUAUUCACGUUUAUGAUUAAAAACUCCACACAUCUGUCAGUGUCUGGUGGUCUGCACACACAGCAGCAAAACGCCAUAUACGCAACAUAGCUUAUUGCUGUUGUUUAUAAAGUGAUUAGUAAAUCAUUAUAACAGAAAAAUUAAGUCUGAUGAGGACAUGCUUGCCAAAUAGAACCGUGAUUUUUGUUCAAAUACGUUCUUUUGUUGGUAUUGAAAGCUACGCAAUAUACUGUGCAUAUUGAUUUAUAUAUUAGAAAUACAGUAUAGAAUAAAUUAAAUUGUUAGUCAUCACAUGUUCAGAUGAUUUGAAAAAAAGUUUAACAUCGGGUACAUGAGUUUGUCAUAUUUGUAUACAUUUACAAAGGUAAUUUUGUGAGUUGAAUACUGCAUUGGUUUUUCCCCGCGUUGUGUAUAUUUUUGUGUUGCAAAACGAUUUAACGUAUCAAAGAGAUGUGGAACAGCUGCGUAGCGCCUCGCAGGUUCACGUUACAAAUUGUCGUAAAUCGUUUUGAGUGUUCUAACGCUCGUAGCAUGUGACCCAAUGACACUAAUCGAGUGCACCGCGUGGCCUCGCAGGAACAUUUGUGACCGGUGAUCCACACGCACGCACGUGCCAGGACCCGGUGCUUCCCUAAUCUCAUGAGCGUUGAGUGGUGUUCGUCUCACCAUUGGUGGCUGAGCCUUUCAUAAGAGUUUUUUUUUUUUGGGUUAGAUCGCGUCAAUAUAUAAAUGUGUCGUUAAAACCCUCCACCACCCGACAACUCUGAGCCUUUGUUGGACAUUCAUUGGCUGGAGGGCAGUUUUUCCGUUGAACAGCCACUGUUGGAAUUCGUAUUUUUUAUUUUUUUUUAUUGGGGAUAGUAGGUCCUCGGUUAACGUUUUUAAUCCGUUUCACGAAAACUACUGUUCACCGAAAUAGCUGUUUCUCGAAUUCACUGCACAGGUUGAACAAUGGGUAAAAAUCACUGAGUCUGCAAGAGAGCUGUUUUCCACUGCCACAAGAGAAAACAAUGUAAACAAUGGGCAUCGCUGAUUGGCUGGGGACAUGGCUCAGCCCACUUACGAGCACUCUGAUUGGCUGAAAUUGCCCCCCCCCUUGCAGAACAUAAACAUUACCGUUAAUCAAAAUGUUAACGUUGGUCGAAACCAUUGGGGUCCUAUGGUUGGUGAAACGUUAACCGAAAAAAACGUUGACCGAUGCCACCGUUAACCGAGGGACUACUGCAUAUUGAAAAAUGAUAGGCGUUUGCUGUAAAUUCUCAAGAUGUUACUUUCUGAAAGCUACAAGUUAUGGUACAAAAUAUAAUUUCAUGAUCCUGCCAUAGUCGUUAUGAUUACAUUCAUACAUCACAUGUAAUUGUUUUUAUUGCUUAGAGUUCACGGUGUUCGUACAACUUACAGCAUUCAUCCCUGAUGUUUAUUUUUUUCUUUAUUGGUGUUCAAUACACCUUCAAACCGUUAUCCAAAUCUACAAUUCUAUUCACUUUUUUGCUUUUGAUGCAAAAAAGCCAUAGGCUUGUUUAAAAAGGACUGUGCAGUUAUAUGCAACGUGCACUUUCAACAAUAAAAUAUAAAGAAUCACUUAUCGUGAUAACACUUUGAAAGUUUUUAGUAGCCUGAAGCACGUUAGGUAAUAAGGUGAACCAGAAACCAAAAUUUCAGUAUUGCAUUUGUAUUAAAAUAUUCUUUGGAUUGUUAAACACUCGGGGUUAAAAAAAAAUCUAAUUCAGUUGUGAACAUGUAAUGUCACACUAUCUGCUAUCUGUAACUGUUCAACCUGGUGAUGCUAGUAAACCAAUUAAAACAAGCUCGUUUUACAUUGGCACUUGAAAAAAAUACGAUUAUGAAAAUAUUAAAAUUGACGUGUGAAGUAGCUCAUUAAAACGAAAUACCUUGGAGUGUUUUAAUAGUUGGGCAAGGUGUUUUUUUCUUUGGAAUCAAUUGAAAGUGCGUAAUGGUUGUGUUCAAUAUUUUAGUUCCUGUUCAAUAUUUUAGUUCCUGUUCAUGACUAAACGAGGUCUUUUUGUCCAGAGCUACCAUCACUUUACUUUACUACGCUUUUAUGCAUAGCAUUACCACGUAUGGAAACUACCGUUUCGUGCAUUUUUAUUUUGAAUGCGCAGAUAAAUGUCAGAACAUAAAAAAGACUGAUUCAAAUAUUCAUUUCAUGGUGGAGGGCGGGGUCUGCAGAUGACGACAUUUCAAUUUUCCACAAUAGAGCACAAGUCAUCUCUUCAAAAGACGAGUCCACGGCGACAGAGCCGGCCCAGCCACUAAGCGACCCUUGCAAUUGCAAAGGGCCCCGUGGCCAGCAAAGGGCCCCCUAGAGUCACUGCUAGCUCGUGGGUGAAAAAAAUUAUACAUCAAAGGGGCCUCCAACCAAAUUUUGCUUAGGGCCCCCAAAGGUCUAGGUCCGGCUCUGCACGGCUACAUUAAGAUUAGCUGCUGCUGCUGCCCGCUUCCGUUUCACGGCUGCAGUCGCACCAGCAAAACGAUGUCACUUUGCAGAAACUGAAGAACAUUCUGUCUGCACACUGUCCACGUGUCUGUCCACGUGUUUGCGUUCGUAUUCUGUUUUACUUGGUCGGUUAUGAUUAGCACACCUUGCCAUCUUGUCCUGGUUGUGUAUGCCAUUUCGUAAUUAUAUUAUGGAUAUAUUUUGUUUUACACGUUAAAACAUUCUUUUGCAAUAUUUGAGUAUUUAAGGCAAUAACUGAUGGAAGAUUUUACAAAAAAUAAUUCGGAUUGUUCAACAAUGCACAGAAUUUGUACAUAAACAAAUACUAUUGUUCACAAAGGUCUGGCGUCUAUAGAUUGGAAUACUGUACUUCUGUAAAAAUAUGUAAUUAUGCAUCUUUGAUUGUACAAUUUACUAAUGUGUGAUAAAGCUUUUAAAUAUUUUAGUUAU
Messenger RNA from Lethenteron reissneri (Far Eastern brook lamprey), 13757 nucleotides. Its product is annotated as peroxisome proliferator-activated receptor delta-like. Gene Ontology annotation, molecular function: DNA-binding transcription repressor activity, RNA polymerase II-specific; zinc ion binding; nuclear receptor activity. Gene Ontology annotation, biological process: positive regulation of fatty acid metabolic process; cell differentiation; negative regulation of inflammatory response. Lineage: Eukaryota; Metazoa; Chordata; Hyperoartia; Petromyzontiformes; Petromyzontidae. The record is from RefSeq and is a predicted model, not a curated record.